Micropterus salmoides (largemouth bass) is the source of this 3882-nucleotide messenger RNA. It is a transcript of the gene pafah1b2, whose product is annotated as platelet-activating factor acetylhydrolase 1b, catalytic subunit 2. Bases 220 to 909 code for a protein of 229 amino acids. The transcript has 6 exons. The record is from RefSeq and is a predicted model, not a curated record. NCBI's taxonomy places the organism in Eukaryota, Metazoa, Chordata, Actinopteri, Centrarchiformes, Centrarchidae.
GCCUGCUCGGCGCUCUCCCCGUGAAAGGGUCUCAGUAGUUUGCCUUCUUGACACACCUUUUGUUGUCUCGUCUAGCUACAGCCAGCUAACAGCUAAGAGUUGCUAGCGAGCAUCACCUGCUUCGACUACCCGACAGCGGUGAAGCGUAGUGGGGGCAAAGGAGGCAACGUUACUCUGAAGCCGAGGGAGCCGAGAAGUGACGGCCAACACCCUGCCAGGAUGAGUGGUGAUGAAUUGAACCCAGCUGCAGUGGCUCAGCCAGUAGGAGAUAUGCAAGGAGAUGGACGGUGGAUGUCACAGCAUAUAAGAUUUGUGCAGGAGUGUAAGGAUGCUGAACCAGACGUGCUUUUUGUGGGUGACUCUAUGGUACAACUAAUGCAGCAGUUUGAGGUCUGGAGGGAGUUAUUCUCUCCUCUUCAUGCGCUCAACUUUGGCAUCGGAGGGGACACCACCUGUAAUGUGCUGUGGAGGCUGCAGAACGGAGAGCUAGAGAACAUCCGACCCAAGGUGGUGGUGUUGUGGGUAGGAACCAACAAUUAUGAACACACAGCAGAGCAAGUUGCAGGAGGAAUUCUUGCUAUUGCACAGCUACUCACCUCCCAUCUCCCUAAGGCAAAGAUAGUUGUACUGGGUUUGUUGCCUCGAGGGGAGCGUCCCAACCCACUGAGGGAGAAGAAUGCGUCGGUUAACGGGUUCCUACGCUCCUGGCUACCGCGAGUGGGCCAGGCUCAGUUCCUGGAUGUGAGCGGGGAGUUUGUCCACUCCGAUGGAACCAUCAUCCAACAAGACAUGUUUGACUUCCUCCACCUGACUUCGACAGGCUACCGCAGUAUGGCGAAGCCCCUCAGUGACCUGCUGCUUCAGAUACUGGAGGAGACGCCAGAGGAGAGACGGGCAUCACUGGUUUGAGCACCACGGCCGAGCAGCACAUUUUUCCAGAGGCAUGUCUCACCUGCUGUUGUGAGAGACGGGGGAGACAUGUCCCUGGUAUCUGGAGGAGGAAGGGCUCACUCAUAGGGGGAAGAGGCACCCCUGUGUGAGUGGGCCCACGAGGGGUGUGGGAUCACAUUCAUGAGCGGAGGGUUGGGUGCGGAGACGUGCUGAAGGGGGAGAGAGACUUCACUACAGACGUAGACACUGUGAUUGCAGUAGUAACCUCUAUUGCAAAAAGAUUUACCAAGGUCAAACAACUCCGAAUCAUAGACAGAUAUACCGAGAUCAUGUGGAACUGGAGUGGCACACAAAUGCAGAUUAACCUUGGCGUUUGGAUAAAAUGCGUGUAUCCCUCUUGUCACCUGUGCCACGGCGAUAUGAUAAAAAACAGAAAAACACAAUCUGACAAAAUUUUUGUUUGAUGUCUGCAAAACAGUUAGCUUGUGUGCCCUUCUCUGUCAACACAUGAGGGUGCACCACAUACUCACAGUAAGCUAUCCAACAUUGGACAAUGUUAUGAGUCUGUCCAGUAUGCUGCAGAGCAGUGGUACCCAACCUGGGGGUCCGGGCCCCCCAAGGUGUCUCAAAAAAAUAACAAUUUAGUAAUUUAAAGAUUUUCAUCUCUUGAAGCUUCCAAUGCUAAAAGCCCCCCGCCCCCCAAAAUGAAACAAUCUGAGAAGUAAAAAUCACUCUGCGGUGUGACAUUGCUUCUUUUUAAGGCUCCACAAGUCAAAAAAGUUGGGAACCACAGCUACAGAGGGGCUACUACUGACAGGCACUUUGUAAUGUAGUGACCUGUAUUUAAAAAAGACUCACGUUUAGACAAUUUUGCUUUAAGCAUAAUCCUGUGAAGCUAACUACAUAUAAAAUAAUUUACACAAAUUUACUGAAAGAAAGUCCAGUUCUUCAUGUGUACUGUUUCUUAUACUCAGCCAAACAAGGAGCACUUAAGUCUGCUAGAUGUUCACUUUUGAACUCUGUGUGUAACUAUUUAGAUGUCUUUUGAAACUGGUAAUCAAUAUAAAAAUAGAUCAGUGUAUAUCUGGAGAGUUAACUACCUGUCCACAGGCCACACAUGCAGUGCCUCACUACUACACCCGUGUGUCACCUAAAACCAUCACUGAACUAAAUGUUCAACUCAAAGCUGAUGUUGGUGUUCCCUGCAUGCGUGUUUUUAAGACGAGCCGCAGCUUUGGCAUAGAGCGCUUCUGUAUCAAAUGAGUGAAUAUCGGGGCAAAAAUCAUGUAUUUUUAUGUAUUUAUUAGUGAUGUAAGGCUGUUCAAUCUACUGGUCUGAUAAUCUGCAUAGGUCUUCCAAACUCCCCCGACCCUGCUGCUUACGUGCAAAGCUUGUAUCACACACACCAUUUGGCUCCAGGUAUAUCCACUGUGACGUUUCAUUUUAGCAUCUAAAAACUAAAAAGUGGGUUACACAUUUCAUAUGUUUUGGAAUGCUAAACUAAGCCCUGCCACCUUUUUAAAGUCUUGACUUUGUCCUUGGUUAUCUAUUGAAGCACAUAUUAGAAUAGAAAAAAAUAUUUCAGCACAUCAUUUCAGGCCAUGAUUUUACAGUGUCUUUUCGAUUGUGUGUUCUCUGCAGUUUUGCAGUGCAACAGUGUACCGCAAUUUUUUUAUUAUUAUUUUUUUUGUUGUUACAACAAAGGAAAAACUCCACUCCUCCUUCUUUCACCUCACAUGAUAAUCAUAGCAUGACUUACUCCUUGUAAAAAUACAGAGUGACAUGAGACAGGUUCUUUGUGUGUCUGUAUCUCACACUAAUAAAUCUCAACAGUCACAGACUCUUAACUUUGACUAGCACAGGCUCUCUCUCCCUCUCCCUCCUAAAUACAUAUUUACACAGUAUUUUCUGUUAGAAGCACCUUUUUAAUCUGUUUCUCACCUAUAUUUCUCUUCAUGUUGUAUUUGUAAUUGACUCUCAUCCAUCCCUGCCACCCUGGGACCUGACAUCUCUAGGUGGUAUAGUUGCUGAAAAUUUUUAAGAAUUAAAGGUAGCCACGUGGUUAAGCUACUGAACACAGCUAUACUGAAGAUUGUCACACUAAAUGCUGAAAAGCAGUCAACGGUCAUGUAAAGAUCCCAUUCGUCUGUGAGCUUAUACUGUGGCUGUUUCGUCAUGGCUCAGUUCUUUUCAAAUUGUGACUGAGAGUUUCACGUGGAGUAUCAAAUUAUCCAAUGUUACUGCUGUCUUAAGCUCUGCCUGUUUGUGUGCUGUGUUAGUGUAUGUGUGUGUGCCUUAAGUGUUCAUGGGGGUCAGUUGUGUACAGUAUGGCUGGUAAUGGAUUGUGGAAUUUGGAUGAAUGAGUGUCUGGAAGUGACCCCAGUUGUAUAAAAGACAUGUGAAGCUUGAGAAAACGAUGUUUGGAAGGGGUUCAGAUUGUGGGAGUCUGUUCGGUACAGUAUUUGCACUGGAUGUGGCUCAUUGUCACAUUAUUGAGGUAAAGCAUUCCAAUAAAAAAGCAAACAAACAAGGAUCUUAUCGUGUGUUGGGAGACAUCCUUUCUAUUUCUGGUCAUUGCCAAAAGCUGUCACUUGUGAUGAGUGGUCAUAUUUGAAUUGUAAAGAAAAGGAGAGCAUGCACAAAUCUCAGUUGUGGUUAUUAUUAUUACUAUUGAGAUUUGCAGUGCUGUGAGACACGCUCACCAGCAGAGGGAACCAUUUUAUCAGAGAACUAAAAGAAAAAAGAAAAACCCUAAUAAGGCUCACUGCUUGUUCCACGCUUUUUACCCUGAGAGUUUCUUAUUACCUAAUUAAUUUGCUUUCACCAAUUGAACAUCUCUUGUGUUGUAAUAAUUCACCAACAGCACUCCGAGGCAAUGCAAACUCAUGUUAAAAUGUCCUCAAUAAACAUUUAGUUAGGCGUGCUGGAGUUUGAUACAAUUACGAUUGCUGGCCAGUAGUGAAUUACUUCGUUAAUAAACCAUUCACUCAC